Messenger RNA from Kluyveromyces lactis, 1344 nucleotides. It is a transcript of the gene ALG7, whose product is annotated as UDP-N-acetylglucosamine--dolichyl-phosphate N-acetylglucosaminephosphotransferase. Gene Ontology annotation, molecular function: UDP-N-acetylglucosamine-dolichyl-phosphate N-acetylglucosaminephosphotransferase activity. Lineage: Eukaryota; Fungi; Ascomycota; Saccharomycetes; Saccharomycetales; Saccharomycetaceae. Bases 1 to 1344 code for a protein of 447 amino acids. The transcript has a single exon. Gene Ontology annotation, cellular component: membrane. Gene Ontology annotation, biological process: protein N-linked glycosylation; dolichol-linked oligosaccharide biosynthetic process. The record is from RefSeq and is a predicted model, not a curated record.
AUGCUUUCUUAUUUUUUGCUACUGUUUGCUAUUGCAAUAAUUGUAUAUUUUAAAGAUGUAUCUCCUAUCGGAUCUGCAGUAGGGUUUUCUGUAAUUGGCUACGUGGCAGUUGAUGUAUUGAUCCCACAAGUAGGUGAUUCCUUCAUCAAGAUUGGUUUAUUUGGCAAAGAUAUGAGUAAACCUGGUAGGCCAGUGAUUCCAGAAACAAUUGGAUCUGUAUCUGCUACAGUGUAUUUGUUUAUCAUGUUCUUUUCGAUUCCUUUCAUGUUUUACAAAUAUUUGGUGAUAACCUCUGGAGGUGGAAAUAGAGAUCUGGUUUCUCAAGAAUCGACGGAGGAACAGCUAUUCCCACAUAGUAAGUUAAGUGAAUUUUUAAGUGCACUUUUAUGUCUUGAAUCCACGAUAUUACUAGGUGCUGCUGACGAUUUGUUUGAUCUUCGCUGGAGACAUAAAUUCUUCCUACCAGCAAUUGCUGCGAUUCCAUUACUUGUAGUCUACUAUGUUGAUUUUAGCGUUACCCAUGUUUUGAUCCCUAAGUUUGUACAAGAGUUAAUUGGUACAAGCAAGACAUCCAUUGAUUUAGGCGCUUUCUAUUACUGCUAUAUGGCUUCGGUCGCCAUUUUCUGUCCAAAUUCAAUUAAUAUAUUGGCUGGUGUCAAUGGACUUGAAGUUGGGCAGAGCAUUGUCCUAGGCCUAAUAUUUAUGAUUAAUGAUGUGUUGUAUUUAACUAUGGGUGUGAACGGACAUGCUCGUGAAUCACACCUAUUCUCACUUUUAUUGAUCGUCCCAUUCCUCGGAGUCUCACUAGCAUUGUUCAAAUGGAACCGCUGGCCUGCAAAAGUAUUUGUCGGUGAUACUUACUGUUACUUCGCUGGUAUGGUUUUCGCUGUAGUCGGUAUUCUUGGACACUUCUCGAAGACUACGUUACUAUUCUUUCUACCACAAAUCUUCAAUUUCAUCUAUUCAGCUCCACAAAUAUUCGGAUUGGUGCCUUGCCCAAGGCAUAGACUACCGAAAUUUAACGAGAGUGAUUGGCUAAUGUACACAUCACGAGCAGAUCUUAUAAAAGAAAAACCGAAGCCAGUAAUGCAACCGAUAUUGAGACUUUUGCACAAAUUGCGAUUAAUCGAUUUGAACAUCGAUCCCAAAACAAAUACAAUUUUAGAUUGCAGUAAUAUGACGUUAAUCAAUUUAAUGAUUGUGUGGUUUGGGCCUAUGAGGGAAGAUAAGCUAUGUUACUCUAUACUCGCGCUGCAAUUCAUUAUUGGAAUAUCUGCGAUAUGUCUAAGACAUUUAAUUGGAUCACUAUUAUUCGGGAACGAUAAUUUAUGGAACAUCGUUUAG